AUGGCUGAACCCGUGACAGAGGAAAAGUAUCAGCAGUACUCCGAGUCAGAUCCAGGCAAGAGAUCUGUUGACCCAGGUUCAGUAAAAGCCUCUGAGACAGUUGAUUUUGAGACCAACUCGGUCAAUGAAAAGUCACUACUCCGAAAACUCGACAUUCGUCUCCUGCCUGCCGUCGGUAUUCUCUAUCUGCUCUCCUUCUUGGACCGCAGCAAUGUGGGCAACGCGAGGAUCGAGGGUCUGGCAUCAGACCUUGGUAUGACAGGCAACCAGUACCUAACUGGUCUGACGCUAUACUUUAUCGGCUAUGUCAUUUUUGAAAUCCCAUGCAACAUCGUUCUCAAGCGCACAACGCCUAGGUUCUGGCUACCUACCCUCACCAUCCUAUGGGGUAUCGUAGCCACCUUGAUGGGCAUUGUCCAGAACCUUACUGGCUUCUUCAUUGCCCGCUUCUUCCUCGGUGUUGCCGAAAGUGGUCUCUUCCCCGGCGUAGUCUACUAUUUCUCCAUGUGGUACAAGCGCCGCGAGAGGCAAUUCCGCAUUUCACUCUUCUUCGGAGCCGCCGCUCUUGCCGGAUCCUUCGGUGGCAUCUUGGCCUAUGGCAUUGGCUUUUUGCGCGGCACUGUCUGGGAGCAUGGCUGGCGCUGGAUCUUCAUCCUCGAAGGCAUCGCCACGGUCUUGAUAGCCUUCGGAGCCUACUGGUUCAUCCACAACUACCCAGACACUGCCGAAUUUCUCUCGGACAAGGAGCGCAAGUUCAUCCACGCCCGUCUUGCCUCCGACAGCGACGCCACCCACGACGAGCGCUUCACCUGGGACAACGUCCUCCGCGCCAUAAAGGACCCCAAGUGCUGGCUCUAUGGACUGAGUUUCCACACCAUGAGCUUACCUCUCUACACCUUCUCUCUGUUCUUGCCCUCCAUUAUCAACGCCUUAGGCUACCGCGCCGCAACCGCCCAACUCCUCACCAUCCCGCCCUAUGCCUUCGCCUUCCUCACCACCAUCGCCGUAGCCACCGUCUCGGAGCGUCUGCACCAGCGUGCCAUCUUCAUCAUCGGCUCCGCCAUCUUCGCCAUAAUCGGCUACAUCAUGCUCCUCGCCAACAAGGAUCCCAUAGCCCACCCGGGCUUGUCCUACGCCGGUACCUUCUUCGCUGCAGGCGGCAUUUACCCCGCCACGGCCCUGGCGCUCUCGUGGCCGGCGAUUAAUGUCUCUGGACAAACCAAGAGAGCGGUGGCUAAUGCGAUGCAGAUCAGUAUCGGCAACUUGGGUGCGGUGCUGGGGACGCAGUUGUACAGGAGUGGUGAUGGGCCGAGGUAUAUUGUUGGUCACAGCUUUGCGCUGGGCUAUCUGGUGGGGAAUGUGAUUGUCUCGAGCUUGUUGUAUUUUGUUUUGAGUAGGGAGAAUAAGAGGCGGGAUGGGGUUGCGCCGGAAGUGGAAGAGGUUGGGCAUCUGAAGGAUUGGGAUGGGGAUGAGGAUCCCAGGUGGAGGUUCCAGUACUAG
Molecule: messenger RNA, 1500 nt
Organism: Neurospora hispaniola
Lineage: Eukaryota; Fungi; Ascomycota; Sordariomycetes; Sordariales; Sordariaceae
Product: major facilitator superfamily domain-containing protein
Exons: 3
Coding region: 1-1500 (499 amino acids)
Biological process (GO): transmembrane transport
Cellular component (GO): membrane
Molecular function (GO): transmembrane transporter activity
Source: RefSeq, a predicted model, not a curated record